AUGUUUACCUUCAACCCUUCUUCCAACCCACACCCCAUUUCCUCAGAACUUUCAUCUUCAUUUGACACAUCAUCGCCGGUGUCCGGAACCUCUAGCAGGGUGGCAUUUUCCGACGAGGAGGUACUGCUGGCGGCGAGGAACCCAAAGAAGCGUGCGGGGAGGAAGAAAUACAAGGAAACUCGCCACCCUGUGUAUAGGGGCGUGAGGAGGAAGAACCCAGAUAAGUGGGUUUGUGAAGUGAGAGAGCCAAACAAGAAUAAAAGGAUUUGGCUAGGGACUUUUCCCACGGCGGAGAUGGCAGCGCGUGCACACGACGUGGCCGCUAUGGCUCUGAGGGGCCGGUCUGCUUGUCUUAACUUUGCUGACUCUGCAUGGCGGCUUCCUGUCCCUGCCACAGCCGAGGCUAAGGAUAUUCAAAAAGUUGCUGCGGAAGCAGCAGAGGCUUUCCGGCCACCGCAGAACGAUACUGUUGAGGCGGUGGCAACCACGGAGGAGGAAGAAAAGACAGUGUCGGAGAUGACACAGUUGUUGAGAAAUAUGCCACUCAUGUCCCCAACACAUAGCUUGGGGUUUGAGUAUGAAUAUGCUGACAUGGAUGUUCAAGAUGCUGACGUGUCACUAUGGAGUUUUUCAAUUUAA
Molecule: messenger RNA, 639 nt
Organism: Gastrolobium bilobum
Lineage: Eukaryota; Viridiplantae; Streptophyta; Magnoliopsida; Fabales; Fabaceae
Product: dehydration-responsive element-binding protein 1E-like
Exons: 1
Coding region: 1-639 (212 amino acids)
Biological process (GO): regulation of DNA-templated transcription
Molecular function (GO): DNA-binding transcription factor activity; DNA binding
Source: RefSeq, a predicted model, not a curated record